AUGAAUCAACCAAGACACGAUUGGCAACCUUCAAAUGAAGUUGUUCUCAACUCCAUGAGCACGAUCUUUAGCAUUGCCAUAUCAAAGACAGUCACUAAAGCAAUCAAAGACAAUGUUCCCAGAGACAAACGACAUCAAAUAUCAAAACAACUAUCAAGCUCUUGGAGUCAAGAGCUGAAUCCAGAAUCAUUUAGAUCGCGACUAUUAGUCACAAGCUUGCCUUCACCACCAAAGAUCACCUCUGGAAACGACCCACUACUGAAUGAAGCCGCACUCGUGAGCAACAACGCAUUGAAUGGUCAAGAGUUGCUAGCGAAACAAAGAGUACUUGACGCGUAUCACGCAGAGGAAUUACGACAACUUGACCAUUUAAAAAAUUAUCUACUGGACUUGGAACUGGAUUUAGCUAGGGAUCAAGCGAAAUUGGAACAAUACUCAAAGUCGAAUCAGGAUGUGUUGUCUUCUUGGAGCGCCGAGGAAAAUACAAUGAAGCAAGAUUUACAAUUGGAUCAAUUUGUGGAGGCUGGUGAAGAUGAGGGAAUCCUGCUUGCAGAGGACGAGCUCAUUAGUCACUUUGACCCCAAUACAGAUGCUGAUAUCGGGGGACGACUUGAGCAACUACAACUGCAUUUGAGGGACAUACUUGACAAGAGUGCCUCCUUGAGAUCAUUUAAUGAUCAGGUCGAAUCUGUUUAUAAUGUACUUGAUUGA
Molecule: messenger RNA, 711 nt
Organism: Lodderomyces theae
Lineage: Eukaryota; Fungi; Ascomycota; Pichiomycetes; Serinales; Debaryomycetaceae
Exons: 1
Coding region: 1-711 (236 amino acids)
Source: RefSeq, a predicted model, not a curated record